Molecule: messenger RNA, 1038 nt
Organism: Trichomonas vaginalis G3
Lineage: Eukaryota; Parabasalia; Trichomonadida; Trichomonadidae
Exons: 1
Coding region: 1-1038 (345 amino acids)
Source: RefSeq, a predicted model, not a curated record
AUGAACAUUUUAUCAUACAAUGCAAAUAAUGCUCGUUAUUUCUCGUUACUUUUUCAUAAAUCGAUUGAUGAUUGGAAUCGAUACUUCAAUGAUCCACCUCCAACUCCUUAUUCUGAUGGAUCUAAAGAGUAUUGGAAAACAGAUCCAAGUGGAAAAUAUUUUGUUACAGACUGUAAAUUUGGAGACUUAAAGACUGCAUGUGUCUCUGUGAAAUCAGUAGGUCCGAAUUAUUUAGGAGUCAGUGAAACAGAAUUUAAUAAAUGCAGUGCAGAUGAUCACUGUCCAUGCACUGUUUUUCGAAAUGGACCAUUUUUCCAAUAUCGAGUUACAGGAAAAGACUGCACUACAAGAUUGACACAUAAUGGAAUUCACACAUCAGUUCUAGCUAGACAGAAUAGUUAUGAUCUAAAUCUCAUUGAAGAAACAUCAAUUUCAGGUUAUUCAAGUGAAACAUCAGGCUCUGUACUUUGGCACAAGAACGGAAAUGUUUCAUUUGUUUCAAUCAAUGAAAGUAACUGCAAAACAAGAUAUGCAGUAGGAUAUCUUAUUUAUAAUGAUGCAUCAGGAACAUCAAACAUCAAAUUUUGUCAAUUUAUCUCUAAUAAAGCCGCAGUUUCAAAAUGUUAUUGGCAUUGGUAUUCCCAACAUUAUAUUCAUUGCAGUAAUUAUUUAAAUAGUUCAUACUCUUCAACAACUACGACAACUCCUGGAAUUUUCAAUCUUGUUUCCCCAGAUUCUUUAAUUUAUAUUUCAAAUUCAGUUAUAAAAGAUAAUUCAGGAAAAACCUUACUAUUUUCAAAUUUCGGAAGUAGUAGCAUCAUUGUAGAUAGAUGUUUUAUCGAGAAUCCAAAUGUACAAAUGAUAUCAGCAGGAUACGGAAAUUUUCAAUUUAUCCAUAAAUAUUUCAUUUACAUUUUAAAUGUUCCACAUAAGAAUUGUAUUUUCACAGACAUGAAAUACAAAACUAUUUAUGUGAACAAGAUAUAUAGAUGCAGUGAAAACAAUUUCAUUUAUUUCUUUGCAUUUUUAUCUAAAUAA